AAAAAAAAAGGCUGGUUUUCUGUUUUCAUUUUAUUUAUUUAUUUUAUUUUUGUUUCUGGUUUUAUUUUCUGUUUUGAGUUUUACAGAGAACAGCCUAGGAAGAAGCUUUUGUUGCUUUCUGCUAGAUGGAGGGGCCUUAGCUCUGCUUCUUUUCUGCCUCCGUUUUCGUCUCUCGUGUAUUUUCUGUGAAUCGAAAGCUUAAUUCAUCCUCGUCUCUGCAAGACUGCAACUGUGAUCCACACGAAAUCCGUCUUCAUUAGUAGUAUUUCUACGAUCAUCUUUCCUCAUUUGAGGUGGAACCGCUAAUUGGUUGGGAGGAAAACUUUUAAGUUCUGGAAACCUAAUGUCUCCACCACUGCUCGGUGUUGGGGAGGGACAGAGCAAUGUCUCAGUUGUUUCAUCGCCCUCUGUUGAUGGUAGCUGCCAGAAUGGCUCAGGAUUGAAAGAGCGUAAUUACAUGGGAUUAUCUGACUGUUCUUCGGUGGACAGUUCUGCAAUCUCUGGCUUAGCUGAAGAAAAUAAAAGCAGUCUGAAUCUGAAAGCCACAGAGCUUCGACUUGGGCUUCCUGGAUCUCAAUCUCCUGAAAGGGAUCCUGAACUGUGCCUUCUGAACCCUGGAAAACUCGAUGAGAAGCCCUUGUUUCCUCUACUCCCUUCAAAGGAUGGUAUCUACUCAUCUUCACAGAAAGCUGUUGUCACAGGCAACAAAAGGGGUUUCUCGGAUGCCAUGGACAACUUCUCGGAGGUGAAAAGUGCUGUGUUUACAGAAGGGAAUUGGAUGUUUCCCACUGUUGGAUCUGAUUCAGAAACUUCUCAAUCCAAGCCCCAAGGGAAAUUUCAUGUUAGCCCUGGGGUAAAUGCAAUUCUACCAGUGAGGCCUUCACUGAAUUCAGGAGUAAAAUCUGCUUCCGCGAAAGAACACUCUGGAACUCAGCCUGGCAUGAAGAAAGAUAUUGUGCCCCUGAAGCCUCGUGCUUCCAAUGAGACCGGUCAUAACACGAUAGGUGCUAGUAACAACAAUACCAGUGCACCUGCUGCUAAGGCACAGGUUGUGGGUUGGCCACCAAUUAGAUCAUUCAGGAAGAACACACUGGCUACCACUUCAAAGAACAAUGAUGAAGUCGAUGGGAAACCAGGUCCAGGUGCACUCUUUGUCAAGGUCAGCAUGGAUGGUGCUCCAUAUCUUAGGAAGGUGGAUCUUAGAACUUACUCUGCUUAUCAGGAGCUGUCUUCUGCUCUUGAGAAGAUGUUCAGCUGUUUUACCAUAGGUCAAUGUGGCUCCCAUGGAGCACCAGGGAGGGAAAUGCUGAGUGAGAGUAAGCUGAGGGACCUUCUACAUGGAUCAGAAUAUGUUCUUACCUACGAGGACAAGGAUGGUGACUGGAUGCUUGUGGGAGAUGUUCCCUGGGAGAUGUUCAUUGAUUCUUGCAAACGGUUGAGGAUUAUGAAAAGCUCUGAUGCCAUUGGCCUAGCUCCAAGGGCCAUGGAGAAAUGCAGGAACAGGAACUAACUGGUGUCUGAACAUGAUAAUUGCUUUCUGGUCAGCGACCCAAAUGGAAAACAUUCAAGAUAAGCAGAGAAGAACCUGAAGGAGAAAAGAGAAUAGCGGGAUGUAGACUGGAUGGCAAAUCAUGGAUUAGAUGCUUAGUCAUUUCUAUUUAUAUUUUGAUUGCCUGGUAAUUCAUGUUGGUUUAGUUUAUGUUGUGUGUAUUAUUAUUUGUAGUUAUAAAACCUCUAAGAUAAGCAGUCUUGGAGCACCGCUUAAUUUAACUAGUGUUAUGUAAGUUCCUGUUACCAAUAGGGGACAAGUCUGUAAAGUGCUUGAUGUGAACCUGUCUGUUUGCUUAAGUGUGCUUGUUCAAGGACCCGCUCUAUGUUAUGAAUUUAUGAUAUUCCAAAAUCCAAACUGCUAUUGCUAUUAUCCA
Messenger RNA from Nelumbo nucifera (sacred lotus), 1925 nucleotides. RefSeq names its product auxin-responsive protein IAA9. Gene Ontology annotation, cellular component: nucleus. NCBI's taxonomy places the organism in Eukaryota, Viridiplantae, Streptophyta, Magnoliopsida, Proteales, Nelumbonaceae. Gene Ontology annotation, biological process: regulation of DNA-templated transcription. The record is from RefSeq and is a predicted model, not a curated record.